AUGGCUUCUGUGCGUUCGAUAAGGUUCUUAGGAUCCGACCGGCAAUAAACCAACUGGAAAUGAAUUCAGUACAUUUCCGAAAAUUGUAGAACAAACAUGAAUUUUCUAAUCACACUUUUAAUCCCACUAACUUUGGCGGCAACAACGCCCCCAAAUCCAACCCUAAUAGGGGGAACCAAUUCUAACUGGGGUGACUUUCCUUCGGCUGUGUUUAUCCGAACUCCAAUUCUAAGCUACUGUGGAGCAGCCAUAGUACAUCCUCGAUUUAUACUAACUCUAGCGCAUUGUGUCUACGAUGAUCAACUAGGGGCUCCGAUGAAGCAGAACCAGGUGGAAGUUGUGGCCGGAGACAUCCAUUUCUAUCCGGCCUCCUACCAAAGGCAGCAACCGGAAGUGGUCGAGAUUAUUGUGCAUCGGAAUUAUACUUCUUACAACCAUAACGCAGAUAUUGCUCUGUUGAGGUUGGGUACGGCUUUCCAGCUGCCCUCGAAUACAGUGGAUGUGGCAAUUCGGCAGCAAAGGAUCGUGGCGAAUGCAGUUAGCUGUCAGCUGCCUGGUUGGGGUGUUAACCGAAAUGCUGCAAACGGUAUAAUAACAGCCGAACAGAAAUACAUACAACUUCCGAUACUAGACCGCGAUUUCUGCAACGGAGUGUCCCUACACGAGGGUCGCAUCCGCGAGAACAUGCUCUGUGCCGGAACGAUGCUCCAAAGCUACAACGCUCCUUGUACCGGAAACUUCGGAUCCCCCCUGUACUGCGAAGGUCAACUGACAGGGUUAUUGACCUUUGGAGCCAACUGCGGUGCCGAAAACGAUCCACCGGUUUUCACCCAGGUACGUUUCUUCAAUCGCUGGAUCGAUGAAGAAAUUCAACGUCGUCUUUGAGAUUGGAACGUAGCGUGCGCAAUAAUUCAUGAAUAAAUUGUUUUGUUUUGAUACUUUCCCAUGGA
This is a messenger RNA of Uranotaenia lowii, 950 nucleotides long. RefSeq names its product serine protease 55-like. The transcript has 2 exons. The record is from RefSeq and is a predicted model, not a curated record. Gene Ontology annotation, molecular function: serine-type endopeptidase activity. NCBI's taxonomy places the organism in Eukaryota, Metazoa, Arthropoda, Insecta, Diptera, Culicidae. Gene Ontology annotation, biological process: proteolysis. The coding region runs from base 97 to 885 and encodes 262 amino acids.